AUGGAUGAAGAUUCCUGGUUUUAUUGUGCGAUUGGAGGAACCGUUGCGGCUGUUGUCGUGGGGGCUGGUGUAUAUUACUUUUGGAUUAGAGAGCCGGACGCGAUGAUCUACAAGUCUGGUCAGCUCACGAUGACAAAGUUGUCUAGACGGUAUAAGGUAAGGCGGAUGGUUAAUAUGUCUAGGAACGUGUUAGUGGGUUCAAAUGGGUUCUUAUGGUUUUUUUUUGGUAAAAUUUGUUGAUUAUGGUUAAAUUGAUUUUGUUUUGCAAAAAAAGGAGGUUUUAGGCUUAAUAAUGGGUCAGGGGCAUGGCUUUUCUAAAGAAAGUCAUGGUGACUAUUAGUUACUAUUAUUUUAUGCUCUUAUAGUUUAUAUUUUUUGCUUAAAACAAUAUUUCUAGCCUACAAACAUUCUAAAAACUCUAGUUCCUUAUCAAAACCCUAAAACAAUGUUGAAAAUUGUACAAAAUUCAUUAAAAUUAAGCGAAAAACGUCAUUUCCAGCCCUCAUAAGUAGCCUAAUUUGAGAUAAAACUACAAAGCGUGACUAUUCCCAAUUUUAUUUUGUUGACACUUUACCUUUAACAAGCGUAUUUAAGCCUUAAAGUCUGUUAGAUUUAGUUAUUCAAAGCAAAAAAGAGGCUAGCUGCGAAUUGUUUUUGAUAAACAAUAUCAGAAAUGGGUGAAAAAGUAAGUGAAACCGGGGUUCUUUGCUUCUCACAAUGUUUUUGACUGUUCAGAGAUGGCUGGGCGUGAGUUUCUUGAUUGUUUUGGGGUUUUAUAUUGUUUUAGAUGCCAAAAAAAGGCUGAAAAUGAGAUAAACAUGGGUUUAAACCAACAUUUUUGAUUAAUUUUAACUUUUUUUUCUAAACACUUCAACCAAAAACUAAAUUAUAAAUGACAUUUUCUAGAGAAACACCAAAGGAAUAGUCACAUUCUUCGAACCUCAUCGUCAACUAGCCCUAAAAUUGGCUGCAAAAGCUGUAGUAUCCCAUAAUGUUCGACGAUUCCGCUUUGCAUUGCCGACAGAUCAACAUGUAGCUGGAUUGGAAGCGUGUCAACAUGUUCGACUGUCAGCUGAGAUUAAUGGCAGGACUGUGGGACGACCUUACACACCAGUAUCGGACGAUGAUCUGACUGGCUAUGUGGAUUUGGUGAUCAAAGUUUAUGGAAAAACGGAAAAAUUCCCUAAAGGCGGAGAGUUUUCUCAACAUUUGGACUCACUUAACAUUGGUGAGGAUGGGUAGGGGUUAGGGGAUGUAAAGUUAUUAAUGUGGAAUGUUUUGGCUAGCUAUGUUUAAAUUUGGCAUGGUUUGAGAUUGAUCUUUUAGAGUUAUACCUCAUUUUGCAAAAUUUAUGAGUUAUAGCAUGGUUAAUAUAAUCCUUUGGUUGAUAUAUAGCUGUUGGCUGUUUUUUUACAAAAAUGGAUUUAAAAUUUCAUUAUCUAAAAUAUUCGCCUUUUAUUUUAAAAUUUUGAAUGAAUUUUAAAGUGGCAUUCAUGAAUUACACUUUUUUCAAACCAUACCCUUAGCCUCAUGGAUUAUAUCCGUAUUUUUGCUGAGAUACUCCUUCGAAAGUAAAAUAAUCAAAAGUUUUUAUAAACUAACAUUAAUAUCACUCCAGGUGACACAAUGAACUUCCGCGGCCCAACCUACAAGCAUCUGUAUCAUGGUGACGGUCACUUUUCUACAGGACAUAAUCCAAAUGAGAAUGCUCAAGAUAAUGUACGUCAUACCAAUUAUAAACGAAUCUCGUUGAUUGCCGGAGGCACUGGAAUCACACCAAUAUUACAAGUGAUUAAUAAAAGUUUGAAGAAUUCGGAAGACAAAGUGGAAAUGGCAUUAUUGUUCGCGAAUCAAACUGAAAAUGACAUCUUGUUGAGGUAGGUGGUUUUAAAAUGUUGUAGGUUGGAAAAUAGUUGUUGGGAAGAGUUGAAAAUUUGUGUAGUUAUGUGUUAGGGGAUAAGGAACAUUUUUAUAUUUGAGUACUUUUUGAUAGGAUUGCUGUAACACACUGUAUUUUAUUUUAUAAGUUUUGGAAGGGAAGUGGGAGAUGAAUUUUUUCAAAAAAUCAUUUUUAAUUUAAAAUAAGCUUUGUAACACUACAACAACUUGUAUAUAUACUCUCCAGACUAUAGUAAACAUUUUUGUAAUUAAAAAUUUUUCCAUUGGAUUACUGUAACACACAGUAUCUCAACUUGUUUGUACAAUUUCACUUAUUUCCAGGGAAGAAAUGGACAAAUUGCACGAAAAAUACCAAAACCGCUUCAAAGUAACCCAUAUUCUGUCGCAACCAGAAGCUGAUACACCAUGGAAUGGCCUCAAAGGAUACGUUACGGCCGACUCGAUAAAAGAAACUUUGUUUCCAAUCGAUGAUGACAACGCUUUUGUGCUCUGUGGUCCUCCGGCGAUGAGAGAAAAGGCAGUUUUGCCGGCGUUGGAAGAGCUGGGAGUGAAGAAGGAGAAUAUUUAUGUCAUGUGA
Molecule: messenger RNA, 2476 nt
Organism: Bursaphelenchus okinawaensis
Lineage: Eukaryota; Metazoa; Nematoda; Chromadorea; Rhabditida; Aphelenchoididae
Source: the annotation of a GenBank genome assembly